Gadus morhua (Atlantic cod) is the source of this 2244-nucleotide messenger RNA. RefSeq names its product potassium channel tetramerization domain containing 16b (gene kctd16b). Gene Ontology annotation, cellular component: signaling receptor complex; presynaptic membrane; postsynaptic membrane. Gene Ontology annotation, molecular function: protein binding. Bases 877 to 2196 code for a protein of 439 amino acids. Gene Ontology annotation, biological process: protein homooligomerization; regulation of G protein-coupled receptor signaling pathway. Lineage: Eukaryota; Metazoa; Chordata; Actinopteri; Gadiformes; Gadidae. The record is from RefSeq and is a predicted model, not a curated record. The transcript is spliced from 2 exons.
CAUCAGCACCAGCAGCAGAGCGGUGGCACCUCCUUGCACGCGACGUUGGCCGUGUGAGCGCCGAGGAGAGGUGUGAAGUGUGUCGGUGGCAGAGCGACGUUUCUCCCGCUUCAGGAUCGACAAACGAAGGGCUCCGAGUGAUGGGGGGAGGAUUGGACAGAUUUAUACUGGUCUCAGUCUGGAACAAGUGAGGUCUUCGGAGAGGGAGAGAGGACACAGCCUAACAUCGGACUCUCCAUGGUCGGGAAAUGGUCUGUGAAGUUUUUCCAUUCGGAAGAACACCUUUUCUUGUGGAGAUAAUUUCUUUAUCCACCCCGGAGGAAGUCGACGUCGUGUGAGAGUAAGUAAGUUGAAGAUAAAGGAAAGAGCCGCCUCUCCACGGGGGUCCUUGCACAUGUGGACUGUCCGCGUUCUUUACGUGCAGGCUGCUCGGUGUUUUCUGGGACCAAUUUCAGGACUUUUAGUCCGAAAAAACAGACUACAAGUUCCUUGGGCGACGGGUAACAGCCCCCUUGCUCCUCUCUCCUCCAGCAGUUUGAACAGAUCCACUCCCUUCUCCCGGCUCUAAGGACCAAGCCUUCACCUCUUCGAUCGCAUGAUGGAUGUAGUAUAUUGUCUUUAACCUGCAGACAGAGGGCUGCUGGUGCUUUGGGGGAUUUGAGCCACUCUUAAACACGACCCCCUCUCUCGGUCUCCACUACAGUACCGUGCAGGGGAUGAGCGCACGCCGAGAGCAUCCUCCCGUCACCUCGCACUGCGUUAGAUGUCAGGCAAACGAUCAACCCCGUGCACGUCGAGCCUCUAGCUCACUUUAAACUCUGUUGUGUUCGCUGUUUGAUUUCCAAUUGGUCGGUAGACCCGUCCUCUCCCGGUGAGAUGACGGAGACCAUGGCGCUGAGUGGGAGCUGUAGGACUAACGCAAAGGAACCGGGCUCGGGGCAGAACAGUUUCCCAGAUGUGGUGGAGCUAAACGUGGGGGGGCAGGUGUACUACACCCGUCACUCCACCCUGGUCAGCAACCCCACCUCUCUGCUGGGUAGGAUCUUCUCCUCCAAGAAGGACGCAGCCCACGACCUGGCCCGGGACCCCAAGGGCCGCUACUUCAUCGACAGGGACGGAUUCCUGUUCCGCUAUGUGCUGGACUACCUCCGGGACAGACAGGUGGUCCUCCCCGACCACUUCCCCGAAAAGGGACGGCUGAGGAAGGAGGCCGAGUACUUUCUGCUGCCCGAUCUGGUCAAAAUCUUGACCCCAGAGGAUCUCAAGCCCUGCAGCCCGGAUGAUUACUUCCACAGUGAUAAUGAGGACGGAUCCCAGGGCAGCGACCAGCGUGUAUGUCCCCCUUCCUCCCUGGUGCCCGCGGACAGGAAGAGCGGGUUCAUCACGGUGGGGUACCGGGGAUCUUGCACAAGGGGCCGCGAGAACCAGACCGACGCUCGGUUCAGGCGUGUGCCCCGGAUUAUGAUCUGCGGCAGGGUGGCCCUCGCUAAGGAAGUGUUUGGGGAGACGCUGAACGAGAGCCGGGACCCCGAUAGAACCCCUGACCGGUACACCUCCAGGUUUUACCUCAAGUUUAAACACCUGGAGCGGUCUUUUGACAUGCUGUCGGAGUGUGGGUUCCAGAUGGUGGCCUGUAACUCAUCAGUCACCGCUUCUUAUGUCAGUCAGCAUACAGAAGACAAGCUUUGGGCCAGUUACACAGAAUACGUCUUUUACCGUGGUCUGUCCCGGUGGUCCUCCCCGCCCUGCGACUGCUGCUGCAAGGCCCACAAGGGCGACGGCGAGGGGGAGAGCGGCACCUCCUUCAACGACCUCUCCACCUCCAGCUCCGAGAGCCAAUCGGAGGCCGGCUCCCCGCAGGGCACGGUGGUCUGCCGCCCCAUCAGCCGCCCGCCGCACGGCCACGGCCACGGCCACUCCCACGUCCAGACCCUGGACCGGCCCCCUAAGAAGGGCCCCGUCCCCCUGGUCCAGCAGCAGUCGGAGCAGCGGCGCAAGAGCGACCUGCUGCGCACGCUGACCGCCAGCUCCCGGGACACCAGCUCCUGCAAGAAGCGGCCGCCCAAGGAGAAGCUGAGUGUGGAGGAGGAGCUGGAGAAGUGCAUCCAGGACUUCCACAAGAUCAAGAUCCCCGAGCGCUUCCCGGAGAGGAAGUACAACUGGCAGGCCGACCUGCUCCGGAAGUACCGCCUUUGAGGGAGAAGGAACGCCACCGAGAAGUUUGGCCUGCUGGGGGGAGUGUGU